AUCACAUCUCACCCAAAAGGCCAGAUAACGCUGUUUAGUGUUCCUCAUUUAGAAAGCAUCAGUUGCUAUUAAAACAUCGUGUUGAAAGCUUGUGAAAAGUUAGUGCAAUAAAAUGGAAACUGCUGGGGAUAAGUAUGUGCUUUACGGGGGUGAAGUACGUGAAAAUUUGACAAAGAGAUAUAAAUCUCUUGGUGAAUUGUAUGCUGAGAAAUUGCAAGAUAGCAAAAAUGAAGCUGAAAUUAUUGAUGCAAAAUCGGGUGAAAGACUCUCCAGGGACUACUUGAGAGAAGCUUCUGAGCAUUUGACUGAAUUCCUGAGACGCAAAGGAAUAAAAUCAGGCGAUGUUAUGGCAAUCUUGAGCGAGAAUCGUCUGCAAUUCCCAAUUGUGCUCUUUGCUGCAAUUUUCUCGGGAGCUCCAUUGAGCGUAUUGAGUCCUUAUUAUACAGAAUAUGAAAUCCAAUUUGCUCUAGAGAUAGUUCAACCAAAAGUUAUUUUCUUCACAGCAAAAGUUUCAGAGAAAAUUAAGAUUGUCCUGAAGAGAAUGAACAUCGAGAGUAUUCUAAUUUUCCUCAAUGAUGAAGACUUGAAAUCCAAGGAAUUUAUCAAUUACAGUGAGAUAUUGCAGGAUGAGACAUUUAAGCCAAAAUCUGGAUUUAAAGUGGCAGAAACAGAUAAGGAGAAAGAUGUUGCCUUUAUCCUGCAGUCUUCCGGAACAACAGGACUCCCAAAAUCUGUUCAAAUGACGCAUAAAAAUGUUUUAGCUGGGAUGUCCAGCACAAUGGAUAUUUUCAAGGAUUUCCACGAACAUAAGGAUAUUGUUCUAACUGUUGCACCCUGGGUGCACAACUUUGGCUUGCUGACGAUGCUGCGUUUAAUAGCAUCUGGGACAAAGAUGAUCUCACUCCAACGUUUUGAGGAGGAUUUCUACUUAAAAACAAUUGAGCGUUACAGGGCUUCCGUGUUAUUUGUAGCACCUCCCGUGAUGGUGUUCCUUAGCAAAUCCCCCAUCCUGGACAGGUACAAUUUGCAGACUCUGAGAGUCAUUUAUUCAGGAGCAGCUCCACUCAGCAAGGAAACUGUUGAGGGGAUCUUUAGGCGUCUGCCAAGUUUGGAAACAAUAUGCAAUGGUUAUGGGAUGACGGAAACUACAAUUGGUGCCCUCUUUGCCACUUUCUUCUCCAAAAAGGCAAACACCAAUGGAGUCCUCUGGAAGGGAUUGUCAGCUAAGAUCAUUGACGCAGAGACUGGCAGAGCUCUGCCACCAAACAUCCCCGGGGAAUUAUGUAUCAAAGGGGAUCAGAUAAUGAUUGGGUACAAGGGAAAUGAGGAAGCUACCAAAGCCGCUGUAGAUCGGGAUGGUUGGCUCCACACGGGGGAUAUUGCGUAUUACAAAGGCAACGAGAUAUUUUUAAUGGGGAGAUCAAAAGAACUUAUAAAGUACAAGGGUUUCCAAGUGUCCCCGUCUGAGUUGGAGGCCAUAAUUGUAGGUCAUCCUAAAGUCAGGGAUGUGGCAGUUAUUGGGAUUCCGGAUGAGGUGGCAGGGGAAUUACCCAUGGCGUUAGUGGUAAGGAAGCCUCAGGCUUCAGUGCAUGAAGAGGAACUUCAGGACUUUGUUAAUAGCAGAGUUUCAGGGACCAAAAAGCUCAGGGGAGGGAUUAGGUUCGUAGAUGAAAUCCCAAAGAACGUCAAUGGGAAGAUUAUGAGGGAUUUCCUGAGGAAGAAAUACGGAAGUAUUCAAAAAUCUAAACUUUAGGGAAUUGAAAAAAAAGACUCAUCCCUUUUAAAUUUUUAUUUGAAUGCCAUUUUAAGGAUUAGUGUUUAUUUUAAAUUUUGUUUUAAUAAAUUCAGUUAAGUACUAUUAUUCGCCAGAAUUGCGAAAUUGUUAUUUCGUGUACCCUCACUGCUACACCGCAGACAUUUUUUAAAAACAACUUUCAAGAGUAAUACAGGCUUCAGACCUAGAACUUAGCCAUAUAGCUUAACUCCUCUAAAUUAUUGUCAAUCUAGAUUUUUUUUAAAGCAUAGAAUUGCAUUAUUAAGGACAAGUGGUUUAUUAGAUUCUGAAAAAGCAAUAAAAUUGGUUGAUAUUUAGGAUAUUGAGAUAUUUAGGAACUGGGCUAAACCUCUAGUCUGAAAACCAUUUAAGAUAAAUUCCUUAAAAUAAAGAACAGGAGUAUUGUAAAAUCCAUUUACGAUUUAAGUACCAUUUGUAUUGCUUGUUAUUCGGGUACUGGGAUAAUACGGGCUUCAGACCUAAGGCUUAGUCAUUGUUUAUAUUGACUUAUAUAGUUUAUUUUAAAAAAUCACUGUAAGUCCGUGUCAUUUAGAAAAUCCAGACUACCGGGAACUGGGCUAAACCUUUAGUCUAAAACCUGUUUAGGACCUAUUCAAAAGCAGGCAUUAAUUUCAAAAUUAUUUGAAGUGAUAGGGAGCUUAAACAGUAAGAUAUCAAAUUCCGGUCUUCGAGAGCUAUCACUCCCCUCCCCACCCCUGUAAUUGAAUUAUUGUCUUGACCCGUUUGUUCCCCUACCCCCAACUUUCCUUGGAUAUGUUCAAUUCAAUUCAAUUUAUUUCUAUACACUUAAUCCCGGUAUUAUGUACAUUUUAGGGACCGAAAAAAGACGCGCGAAAUGGCAUUACGCAUCGAGAAAAAUUUGCAUACCCGCAGGGGCUUUCUUUUGAUUAAAUCGAUCGUAGAACGAAUUUCGCACGUAGUGAAAGUUGUUCAAACAAAAGGAUUCUACUGUAUAUUUUGGCCAGACUUCUUCAAUAAAUGGUUAUUUGAAGUCUUUCUAAAUUAAAAAAAAAAAAUUACCUUAACAAAAGAAAUUAAAGUUUUAUUCUGAAAAAGUAGCAAAAUAUUUUCAAAUUUCCCGCGCCACAAAAUAGUAUGCAUUCAGGCGUAUUUCAAAAAUGAUAUCAUAAAUUGACUCCCAAUGCUAGGCAAACUUGCAUAAUUGUAUGUGCAUAUUUCCGUCAGGUGCAUAAUCCCGAAGGACUUAAUGCCGAAACUGAGUGUAUAUGUUUAGAAAGUAACCCAGAUGAACAUUUCAGUCCAAUACACCAAUGACCGAAAAUAUUUUUGACAUCGAAUUUUCGAAAAUCGAAGUGGCUGGGGUUCCAUUAUUCGACCGAUUUGCUUAAAUUUGGAUUUCUGCGAAAGGUCUUGAAUCGGUUGCAUCACUUGUAAUCGGUAAUAAA
This is a messenger RNA of Phlebotomus papatasi, 3201 nucleotides long. RefSeq lists its product as uncharacterized. Gene Ontology annotation, molecular function: long-chain fatty acid-CoA ligase activity. The record is from RefSeq and is a predicted model, not a curated record. The transcript is spliced from 5 exons. NCBI's taxonomy places the organism in Eukaryota, Metazoa, Arthropoda, Insecta, Diptera, Psychodidae. Gene Ontology annotation, biological process: long-chain fatty acid metabolic process; fatty-acyl-CoA biosynthetic process. Bases 113 to 1753 code for a protein of 546 amino acids.